This is a messenger RNA of Anastrepha obliqua, 2910 nucleotides long. RefSeq names its product protein daughterless (gene da). Gene Ontology annotation, biological process: regulation of transcription by RNA polymerase II. Gene Ontology annotation, molecular function: DNA-binding transcription factor activity, RNA polymerase II-specific; RNA polymerase II cis-regulatory region sequence-specific DNA binding; protein dimerization activity. Gene Ontology annotation, cellular component: transcription regulator complex. Lineage: Eukaryota; Metazoa; Arthropoda; Insecta; Diptera; Tephritidae. The record is from RefSeq and is a predicted model, not a curated record. The coding region runs from base 754 to 2910 and encodes 718 amino acids. The transcript has 2 exons.
AAAUACGCCGCCAUUUUCUCUUGUGCAUUUCUAUGUCAAUAGUUUACUAAUAUCAAAAUUUGGUGGGGUUUUGUUGGGGUAAAUUUCCCAAUUUUCCCAUAAAAUUAAACAGUUAUUAUAUAGAAUAGUGCAAAAAGAGUAGUGUGAUAUCGAAAAAAGGUUUAUAUGUUAUUUGAAUUAUGUAAUGACGCAUCGAAGGGGCCAAUAAAGCCAUUGAAUAAGAGUCGUGUGCGUGAGCGAGCCGAGCUGUGGCCAACGGCAACAGCAGCAGCAUCAACAUUCGUCCAAAUCACAACCUGAAAUUGUACCAGCAACGUUAUAAGCCAUAAGGAGAAUCAACGAAAUAUUAUAGUAGCGACUUUAUAUUGGGGUCUCUACCUCAUUGUGCAGCAUACGCUGCCUAAUUCAAAGGCAUUGUGAGCCUCCGUAAGUUCUCAAGCUAGAACAUACCCCGAAUUGUUUAAAAGUUGUUUGUGUUUCUGUGUGCACGUUCAAAGACCGAGGAAGUCUCCUCGAACUUUACUCUUGCGAACUAAGUCGUUCAUACCUGUUCAAAAGUAAAAUAGGGGUGCCGAAGGGGCAAGUAUAAAAUUACUACGAAGACAAUAGGAAAAUAAACCAACAAAGGCAGGAGUUAAAAUAGUGAAUCUGAACUAAAACAUAUACUGGUAAAGGUUUGGCUUGCUGGUUUAGUCGAGAUAAAUCACUCAUUGCGAAAAGGCAAUAUAAUCUCCAUCUUUCCCAAUCCUCGCAAUGGCAACCAGUGAUGACGAGCCGAUGCACCUUUAUGAGGUAUUCCAAAAUUGUUUCAACAAAAUCGCCAACAAACAACCGUCCACAGGUGGCGCCGAGCGAAAUGGUGGCUACCAAUCACCUUACGGUGGACUGGGAAUGGAGAAUGGAAUGUACCCCAACGAUGACUUUAAUCCAAUGCACGACACAGCAGGAAGUAGUAAUCGCUUUGGAGAUGGAGGACCUGUAGUAAAUCAGUAUUUCGACACUAAUCUUGGAAAUGGUGGAGGUGUCCCUCCAAGUGGAUCUGGCGGAUCUAGUGGUGGUUGGUAUUCUUCUCCCGUAGGUGGUUACGUGAAUCAAAAUUCAUAUCAAAACAAUGGUCCGCUUGAACCUCAUCACCUAACGGCACAGCAGCACCACAAUGCUGAAGCGCAACAUCAUGGUAUUGGUGGGGGCGGUGGUAUGGGUGGCGGUCUUCCCAUUGAUAAUGUCGGUAUGCACAGUCCUGUGCCUACGUCUCUACCGCCCAUGAGUUCGUUUCGAAGCGGUACUAACAACUUACAACAAAUAAGUGGUCCUGCGGCUCAUUCCCCAGCGGCGCUCUAUAAUUCGCCACAGCACAAUGCCCAACACAACGCACUGGCGACGGCCAACGCUCACGGUCAUCACCCCCUCUCGCACACCCAUCACAACCAGCAACACAGUCCGGCGGUACAGUCUGAUGCCUUCGGUGUAGGUGUUGGUGUUGGGAGUCUUGGUCUUGGACCGAAAGGACCUUCUGCUGCUACUGGUAAUGCGACUGCCUCUUUGCGACAACAUAUGUACAUGACAGCAGCUGCAGCGGCUGCCGCCGAUCAGAGUAUUAGCAGCUUUAGUUCGAAUCCGUCGACGCCGGUGAACUCCCCACCGCCAUUGACACAAAGUGGUUUGACACAAUCUCUACUUGAUAAGUCGGUUGUGGGCAGUACAGGAGGGGGACCGCCAUGGGGAGCGGUCUUAAACGGUACUGGAGGAAGUGUGAAUUCAGUCGGGGGAGGAGGAAUGGGAGUUGGUGUAGGAGGUAGUUAUGCUAGUGACGUUGGACCAUCGGGCUUGCACACAAUGGCCGCCGUCUUCCAAGGUGCGCGCAUGGAAGAACGUCUUGAUGACGCGCUGAAUGUGCUACGUAACCACUGCGAGCCUGAGCUGCUGGGCGGCGUAGGCGCAGCCCUUUCUGCCAUGGACAAUAUGGAUGGUUUGUCUAGCUUUGUGCCAACCUCUCCACCCUCACAUAUGGUCGGCGGUGUAGGCAGCACAAGUGGUGUCUCAGCUCUACACUCGCCACAUGAUGUUCUAGCUGGUGCGGGGCCCUCCGUUGAUACGGUAGGCGGUGGUGGAAUGAAUUCCACUCAAUCUGCAGUUACACAAAUAAAAAUGGAACGUACAUCUACGGCCACAUCUAGCGCACCUGGAACCACGACAAAAUCGUCAAAGAAACGAAAAGAAGCAGCGGCUGCUGCCGCCACAUCCGCAAUGUCGGCGGCAUCAGCUAACUCCGGGGGAGGCGCAUCGACGUCAUCGAUGAGUGGUGCCAUGGGCGGAGUAGUUGACGGACCAGAUACGAAACCAACCAGCUCAAUGGAGGCUACGCAACAUAACCAACAGGGAGCAUCAGGUAAAGGCUCAAAACGACCUCGUCGAUAUUGCUCGUCUGCGGAUGACGACGAUGAUGUAGAACCUGCAGUUAAAGCGAUGCGAGAAAAAGAACGACGCCAAGCCAAUAAUGCGCGGGAACGAAUACGCAUACGAGACAUUAACGAAGCGCUCAAAGAGCUCGGAAGAAUGUGUAUGACACACCUAAAGUCGGAUAAACCGCAAACAAAACUGGGCAUACUAAAUAUGGCAGUCGAGGUGAUAAUGACGCUGGAACAACAAGUCCGCGAACGUAAUUUGAAUCCGAAAGCGGCUUGUUUGAAGCGUCGAGAAGAAGAAAAAGCAGAAGAUGGGCCAAAACUUGCGGCGCAACAUCAUAUGUUGCCUCAACCACCAGGCGGUGGAGUUUACGGACAACCGCCGUUGCCACAGGUAUCAGUACCACCUGGCGCAGGGCUACCAGUACCACCGCCACAAGGAAGUGGCGUACAAUUGCCACCACAUUUACAACAGCACAAUCAACCACAACAUCCACAGCAAUAG